CCGGUCUGCAGGUUCACCCCCUCCCCCACCUCCCCGAGAUGUUGCCAUGGCGGCGGCCGCGGGCACUUGGGCCUUCUCACUGCCCGCCCUGAGCAAGAUGCGGGCGUUGUUGCUGCGCGGCGCGGGUGCCACGGACUGCGUGCAGGAAGCCAUGGCAGAUAUUGAAAAUGAUGAGGAGACGGGGAGUUAUGUAGUAGGACGAGGAGGCUACCCAAACAAAGAUGGAUUAAUCCAGUGUGAUGCUGCUGUAAUGGAAGGGCAUCCUUGUCAUUUUGGAGCAGUAGCAGCUCUGUCUGGGGUUGGAACACCACUAGCUGUAGCUCGUGAAGUCAUGGAGAGAAAUACCCACAGCUUCCUGGUUGGGGAUGGUGCAGCGGCCUUUGCAAGAGAGCAGGGCUUCAUUGUAGAGGACAAUGAAAGUAUGAUGACUGAAUGGAGUGCAGAAGUUUAUAAGGAAUAUUUAAAGAAGAAAAAAAGCCCCAAAGGACACAAUACCUUAGGUCUAAUUGCCUUGGAUAUUCAUGGAAAUUUAACUGAUGGUGUAUCUACUUCUGGAGCUCCUUUCAAAUAUCCUGGGAGGAUAGGUGAUUCUCCAUUGCCAGGAUACGGUCUUUACGCAGAUAAUCAGGUACUUAAAAUCCUCAUCAAUCAUCAGGUUGGAGCUGCAGCAGCUACAGGAGAUGGAGACCAGAUCAUGUGCUUCUGUCCAUGCUUUCAUGUAGUUCUGCUAAUGAAACAGGGUUUGUCUCCAAUGGAUGCAUGUCAGACUGUGCUUGAGGAUAUACUCCAGAGAGUAGGAAAGGAAAAUAUGUUUGAACUUGGCAUAAUUGCAGUGAAUAUGAAGGGAGAAGCUGGAGCUGCUUCAUCAAUGCCAUUUCCAUACUGCAUCUGGUCUCAAGGACAGGAUUCCGUAGAGGAAUUAAUGCAACAACCCUGCAAGCUGUGAAAAAAGUACACUACAAGAAUAUUUGUCUAUGUCAUAUAGGACAGAUUGUGAACCCCUUCCUUGUCUUUGCUAUGGUAAGCAGUACAAGUACAAGAUCCCACCAAGACGUACAGGGAUCUGCUCAGUACUCCUGAAAACCUGACUGAUAAACCAUGGAUAUUAGAUUUGGAGCUUAACUUUAUGCAUCUUUAAAAAAAAAAAAUCUUAGCUGGUCCUACAUCAUACCACAAGUAAGCAGUGUCUGCCUUGCAUCUUAUUACUUAUUGGGCCACUAAUUACUUUUCAGUUUUCUGACUGACUGUUAACUUGGAGCCCAAGUCUGUCAUUUUUUCUUGUACUAAGUAGUAUUUUACUCAGUGGGUGCAUCUACAUGUGCAAUUAGCACACAGCAAUAAACUCUAGCAUAGUUUGUGCCCCAGUUUAUUGCUCCUGGGCACAGCAUUUUACAUGUGCAGCUGGCACACUGAGCUGGGACACAGGAGCCCCUGGAUGGCAGAGAACCUGGGGGGUCAGUCUGCCAGCUCGGGGUUGCUCCACCAUAGCUCAACAUGCUGCAGAGAGGCUGACCAGGACACAAGGGGCAUUUGUACGCAUACUUGCGCUGCAGCGCCAGGCGCUUUUAAAAGCAG
Gavialis gangeticus (Gharial) is the source of this 1575-nucleotide messenger RNA. RefSeq names its product N(4)-(Beta-N-acetylglucosaminyl)-L-asparaginase-like. Gene Ontology annotation, molecular function: N4-(beta-N-acetylglucosaminyl)-L-asparaginase activity. Lineage: Eukaryota; Metazoa; Chordata; Crocodylia; Gavialidae. The transcript has 11 exons. The record is from RefSeq and is a predicted model, not a curated record. The coding region runs from base 47 to 946 and encodes 299 amino acids. Gene Ontology annotation, biological process: protein deglycosylation.